CGAUCGAAAGCAUUCAAGGAGAGAAGGAAGGAGAUUGUGUCUGGGUUGUCCUCUACUUGUACGGUUACUAUAUCCUUUGCCAAGUGGGAUUCGCUUGCUCGCAGUCGCCAUCUCGUCAUCAUCGAGGGAAUUUUGCCAGGACGCCAUCGUGGGUGGCAUCGAGGGAAUUUUGCAAGGACGCCAUCGUGGGUGGAUGUGGGCCUCUACGAAGUGGUGAAGUGGAAAUCCUCUUCUCUGGUCGUCUUUUUCAUCGUCAGAGUAAUCGUUCUAUUUGCCCGCUCGUGCUCGUGCAUCGUGCUUUGUGUAUCCGCCUGCCAUUUUUUUCUCUCUGAAUCAGUGGUUCCACUUCGUGGCAGUGAAAAGAGACAGCAGUUCGCCAUUUAUCAGGUUCACGCUGGAGUUCUCCUUUUUUCUCUUCUUGGGCGAGAUUCGGUGGUCGAGUCGUAAGCGCUCCACAUGUAUCUUCGAGUGGGCAGGCAACAAACCGGCGGCUGGCUAACCAAGUAGUAACAAACAUCACCUCAUGAAUUCUAUACAUUCACUGGAAGACAUCAGCGACAGCUCUAAACCUUUUCGUUCAAGUUGAUUGGUGAAAUAGAGAGAGAGAGAGAGAGAGAGAGAGAGAGAGAGAGAGAGAGAGAGAGAGAGAGAGGGGUGCACUUGUAAAGCUACUUUUAGAGCAACUUAUCAUCUACUAAUCGAUGUGGGUGAUGGUCUGCUAAAUGAACCAGUGGAGCGUUGCGUAGGGCACGACUUGGCAGAGAUUAUCGUUCUAGUUGUCAGCAUACGGCGCGUCUGCGUGUCUAUAUGCGUGUGCGCUCGACAUCACGGCGACGUUAGCAGUCAGGUGGCAGCGGAAGUGUUGUGUCUGUGGAAGGGGCAGGGUCCCUGUGAUAACUUUGCUAGAGAUCGUCACAUUGCGCAGGUGUGCACGUUUAGUUACGUUCGCGUUGGAGAACGAGUGUCCGUGUGUUUUCGUGCGUGGAUGCGCGCGUGCGAAGGGGAUAUGUCUGUUUGAGAGAGAGAGAGAGAGAGAGAGAGAGAGAGAGGGAACAGACAGUGACACAGUGAAACAGACAUACAGACAGACCGAGACAGUCGAGUAACAGCGUGGGACAUGAUCGUCGUCGGCAGCAGCGUAUGCUGUUUGUGUGUAUAUGUGAGUGUGGAUGCUUGAAGGGUGUAGAAGGUCCGGAUUGUGGGAGGUUGUGCAAUUCUCGAUCGUAAGUAUUGCCACUAGUAGAAGUAGGUUGCUCACUCUCUUUCCUUAAUCCUUGCACGUUUUCUCCAUGCACGUUUUUGUCGUGUGGCCGGUCCUUGUGCGUCUGUGUGCGUGAUCGCAACGCGGGUGGUUGAGGCGAGAGUGGCGGUAACACUAAAAGAGACGAACAGCAGCAACAAGAACCAGGCGAGCAGCGGGAACCAACCAAAAGAUACCUAGAGCUCGUGCAGCGCAGUGCUCUGGGGACUAGUACACAGCCAAGGGAUAUCUCUCCCUUUUUCUUUCUCCGUACCUCCCCUCUGUUUCUCAUCAUUGAAGAAGUGUUGGUAGUUUUAUAUCCUUCCUCGCCCUUCUCAAUCCUCCCCCGUUGUCGCCAUCCUAGUUAUCGUUUCUCGCUUUUUGUUUUCGAGAUCGUCAAUCCUCCUUUCAUUCCCUGUCUCGUUUGUUUUGAGUUUCGAUAACGCGUGGCGAGAUGCUGACGGAUAAUCGAGGGCCGAGGCCAGGUCCCCAGGGGCGGGGACCCCAUCCACUUCAUCAAGGGGGUUAUCAGGGCCCCUUGCCGCCACAAGUACGAUUACCGAACCACCCUAGAACACCCCCCCCUUUACAGCAGCAGGUAGGUCAUCCUCUACAACCGCCGUCCGGACAUCUCCAACAGACAGGGCACCCCCUGCAACAACAGGGACAUCAGCUUCGCGGUCCCAACACAGGGCAUGUGUCCCAGGGAUCCCAACAGCCGCCAUCGUCGCAACAGCAGCAGCAGCGAGAGCAGCCGCCCGGAUCGCAGCAGCAACCGUCGGGAUCUGCAGCCGGGCAGCCUCACGGUUCUCAGACUCAAAACGCCGGUCAAACCCCAGGAAGCUCAUCUCAAGUCCAGUCUCAGCAGACACGCUCCAAUGCAAGUAGUUCGGAAGAUUGGAAGGCAAAGCUGGUCGUUCCUGUCCCAGACACGAGAUACAGAACGGAGGAUGUUACUGCCACGAAAGGGAACGAGUUUGAAGACUACUUUCUGAAGAGGGAGUUGCUUAUGGGAAUCUAUGAGAAGGGCUUUGAGCGUCCAUCACCUAUCCAGGAGGAGAGCAUCCCCAUCGCUCUGACAGGACGUGAUAUUUUGGCGAGGGCAAAGAACGGGACUGGAAAAACUGCUGCCUUUUGCAUCCCUGCUAUCGAGAAGAUCGAUGCCAGCAAGAAUGCAAUUCAGGUAUUGUUGCUUGUGCCAACAAGAGAACUUGCUCUUCAGACGUCGCAGGUCUGCAAAGAGCUAGCCAAACAUCUGACAGUGCAGACGAUGGUGACAACUGGCGGGACAAGCCUGAAAGAUGACAUCAUGCGACUGUACAAUCCAGUUCACCUGCUUGUGGGGACGCCAGGUCGAGUUUUGGACCUUGCAAACAAGGGUGUCUGCAGCCUUAAAAAUUGUACUAUGCUUGUUAUGGACGAGGCGGACAAAUUGUUGUCACCGGAGUUUCAGCCACUGGUGGAACAGCUCAUUAGUUACUUACCAGAGAAUCGCCAGAUCCUAUUGUACUCUGCAACUUUCCCGGUUACUGUCAAGUCUUUCAAGGACAGGUUCCUUCGGAAGCCUUAUGUAAUUAAUCUCAUGGAUGAGCUCACUCUGAAGGGUAUCACUCAGUACUACGCCUUUGUGGAGGAGAGGCAAAAGGUGCAUUGCUUGAAUACAUUAUUUUCAAAGCUGCAAAUAUGUCAGUCCAUUAUUUUCUGUAACUCAGUGAAUCGGGUUGAGCUGUUAGCGAAGAAGAUCACCGAGCUUGGGUACUCUUGUUUUUAUAUUCAUGCGAAGAUGCUUCAGACCCACCGCAAUCGGGUCUUCCAUGACUUCAGAAAUGGUGCAUGCAGGAACCUGGUCUCGUCAGAUCUGUUCACCAGGGGUAUUGACAUCCAGGCGGUGAAUGUCGUCAUAAAUUUUGAUUUCCCGAAGAACUCGGAAACGUACUUGCACAGAGUGGGAAGGUCAGGGCGUUUUGGGCACUUGGGACUCGCAGUUAACCUGAUUACUUACGAAGAUCGUUUCAACUUGUACAGGAUUGAGCAGGAGCUUGGGACUGAGAUCAAGCCUAUCCCACCUCAGAUUGAUCGCACUAUUUACUGCCGGUGAGAGGCACAGCAUAUUUGUUAAAGCAGGGAUGGAAUUUCUAAUGCCCCUGCACACGCCAGGUUAAAAUUGUGGAAAGUGGGACGACCUUGAUGGGAGAAGCUGGGUGUUGCCACGACCUUUGUGCAUGAGAAGAGAGAGAGGAGGACGAGGGCGGGAGAGAUGGUUGUUCGGUCCUGGAUGGUGCAGCAAUGGGAAGAUGGCUGGCGGUAUGAUCAAGCUUCAGCUUAGUAGGGAUUUUCCUCUGAUCUCCUACAAGGCAGGAUAGGCCUUGUACGCCAGAAUUAUUCUCAUCAUGUGGUAUCAUAUGUUGCUCUGGCAAUUGCUCUGGCUAGUGGUCAGGUAACGAGGUUCACAUUCUCCAUGAGAGGUGGGUGCAAGGAGCAGGGAACCAAGGUCUUGAGGACAUGGUUUAGAGCACACAGUAAUGGCGUGAUGCAGAGUUCAUCGUCGAUCCCACUCUGAUCCACUUUUCGCCUGACUCAAGUAGGUAGGAAGCUAACAUCAACAGAGAGGAGGAAAAUGGUCCAGGUAAGGGGUGUGAGCAGAUGUCGUGGAGCAGGCAAUCGGGAGAAGACUUGGGAAUGAGCCAAGGAGGUCAGCAUGUGUGAACAGCGAAACUGGAGCCGAAAUGAGGCGGUGCAAGAAAUGCGAAGUCGAUGGGAGACUGCCGGACAGCCACAAGGGGAAAAGGUUUCACAUAUGUGGUCAGGAGAUCAGUCCCUCUUAAGUGAAGGCGACAGAACGAGGAUUUGGGAAGGUGGAGACUUGAGGCAGAGGUGUGGGCAUCUGGCAUAUGGAUGGAAAGGUCAAAAGGUUCCGUUUAGGAAAGGAUGGGUGAGGACACCUGGGAAGGGAGGAGGCCAUGUGAGGUCGGCAAGAACGGUGAGAAGAUAGCAAGAUGGCUGAGGGAACUGAUGAAAGUAACUCAGGUUUAGUGACCGCGAAGUGGUUGGUUGAGUCAAAAGCUCAGGUGUGGGCAUCUGGUGUAUGGAUGGAAAGGUCAAAAGAUUCGGUUUAGGCAAGGAUGGGUGAGGACACCUGGGAAGAGAAUUCGCAACAAAUACCGGAAGCGAAAAGGACGAGGCUGAGCAUAAUGUUUGAGAAAGUAGGGGUCAGGAUACCUGGAGCGGGCUGAGGAAACAAAUGAGAGUAUACACUAUACACGAAUGAGACCAAGAUCGGAAGGCAAAAGGACCUCUGAGCAACAAAUCUGUGGGAAUCUGGGGUCUGCACGCCUGGAACUAUCUGGGGGAAUAAACGAGGACAAAGACUGGGAGAGAAAUGUAUGGUGUCCUCUGAGCAUGAAAUGUUUUGGAAAGUGGGAUGAGUUGCAAACCUGCAGCAUUGAAGGAAUCCGGAGACUCAGAAAAGGUUGCUGUAGGAGGGGUGGUGGAUCCAUGGAGAAAAGUGUGUAUGCGAUGAGCCUGACACAUGUGUAAAGGAAUCGUGGGACAUUUUGUGGCGAGAUCAUGAUUGAGAGAAAGGGGGAAGAGAGUAAUGGACUGUAGCUCCUGGGGGAAGUAUGGAAAAGACUGAAAGAAGAAAGGACGUGCCUUGAGAGGUGUGUAUGUGACAAGCCUGCCGCAUGUAAAGAAAGGGUGGAACAUUUUGUAGCGAAUGGUAUGAGGGAUCAUGUCCGAAAUCCUUGGGAGGCAGGAAGGUAUGGAAGUUCGUAGAGAGGAAAGGGGAAGCGAGUAAUGGAGCGCAGCUGUGGAGGUAUAAGUAUGGAAAGGACCGAAUGCAGAAAGAAGUCGAGGACGGUUUGCAUGGAAGGUAAGGGAGAACAGAGAGCUGUGGACUGUGGCCAUUGAGGGAUGUGCAUGAAAGGCUGAACAGAGAAAAUAGGUGAGGAAGUUAGAGAGGGGGCUGUAGGGAAGAAUGGAGCGGGGUUGGAGAGAAGUGAAGACCAAGGCGGAAGGGUGGGUAUGACCACGGUCUGUGGACCGGCAGGUUGGGAAGAGCAAGAAUGUUUGGUUAGGAAGCUCGAGAGGAAGUGGAGAAGUGGCGAAAGUGGAUCCUGCGGGCAGUGCAAGCUUGAGAGGAAGACAUGUCCUGAGAGUCGAGAGAGAAAAACACAACCCUACCACUGGAAAGGGGUAGGAGUGUGAGGUUAAAGGUCAAUGGGCUGAGUUGGGGGAUGGGGCGAAAGUGGAGAAAGAAGGUCGCUUCCAAAUCAGUUAGGCUCAGGUCAUGAUAUUGCCGGGUGAAGAGGGAAACAAUACCUUUGGUUGCACGGGCGAGAAAUGGUGGCUAUCAUCUCCUCUAAUUUUUCUCUUAUCUAUGUGCAGUGACAUGCAACUGAUUGCGUAUCUCUCUGCAAAUCGGUCUGGAGUGGCAUGUCAGUAUCAGACUUCAAGGUGGAUUAAAAGAAAUGGUGUCAGUUGGAGGUGACCUGUUCCAACGGCAUAGGCAUAUCGCUCUUCACUGUCUGUUGAUGUCUUUCUGACCGUGCAUUUUGUGAACAGCAGAAUGCUCUGUGUAAGACGUCGGGAGGUUUUAAUUUUCACUAUUUUUUAGAUAUCAGGUGGCUGGGAAUCAACCGUACCGUAACUUGGUACGGUACAAGGCGGAUGGAAGUUUCAUUCGUCGUCCAGGUGAAAGAUUUUGCAGCACCGUGUGUGGGAAGGUUCGAGUAGGAGCACAUCAGUCGUCAAGAGGCCAGCUGGAUGCGAGCUUUUAAUCAUCCUUGCUCCCGUAACUACAGUGAUGGACCUGAUUCUACGACAUGCUGCGAUAUCCAUGAUGCUGACCCGCGGUGCUGAUGAUGGUGAAGGGCUGCCUAGUUGGUUGUAGUUUUGCGUAGGGUUCGAGUGUGUGGGAGUAAGAGUUGGUGGGCAACUGGGAAUGCAGGCCGAGAUGGCACCAGCGCAACACUUGAAGAAGAAAAAAGAGUUCUUAUGUGGUAGUUGGUUGACAGGAGAGUGUGUGGUGUUUAAGACUUUCGGAGUUCACUGUUAUGUGUGUCAAACGCACGAGCGGGACAGACUGGUUACCUAAGAUACAACGGCAUCGGAGUUCACUGUUAUGUGUGUCAAACGCACGAGCGGGACAGACUGGUUACCUAAGAUACGACGGCAGGAUGUGGUCCAAGCUCGCGCCAGUGAAAAAUGUGGAGCUGUUGAACAGUGGAAUAAGGGCUGAGCGAGCUGGGAGUCUGGAUUUCGUAACCGUUGCGGGUUUCUAGAAUGCUAGGCCCAGCUGCAAUGAACGCUUUGGCAACGGCAGGGAUAGAAGGAAUCAAGAGUUUGGUUGAGUGUCGUUGGGGUGCGCAAUGCACAGGCGCACUUGAUACUUGAACGUGCUAGGCACAGGUGCCCUUGAUACUUCUGAGUGCUAGGCACAGGUGCAAUGAACAGUUUGGAGUGCU
This is a messenger RNA of Chara braunii, 6705 nucleotides long. Lineage: Eukaryota; Viridiplantae; Streptophyta; Charophyceae; Charales; Characeae. The record is from the annotation of a GenBank genome assembly.